AUGGAAGACCCGAGCAGAGCGAGGUGGGACGCGAGAGAGUGCGAGAGGGUGCCGAGUAUGGGCGAGGUGGAGCUGAGGGAGUACGCCGAGAGGCUGAACAGGUACUUGUCGAUGAGGUCUUUUAUCGAGGGCUACGGGUGGAGCGAGAGGGACGAGUUGGUGUUCGUGGGGCUGACGCUGAACCCCCACUGGGGGGAGUUCAGGAGGGGGAAGUACGUGAAUUUGUUUCGGUGGUAUGGGCACUGUCGGGACAGCGACGAGUUUAUGGGCAGGGUGUCUGAGAAGUUGGAGGGGCGAGUGAGCGAGAGCAGGAAGGAGAAGAAGUGCGCGCUGAAGCCUUUGCCGGGGGCGGAGAUGGGGAGGGUGGUGACUAGGUUUCCGCCGGAGCCGUCGGGCUUUUUGCACAUAGGGCACUGCAAGGCGUUGUUGUUGAAUUACGAGUAUGCCAGGCAGUACCAGGGGAGGUUUUUGGUGCGCUUUGACGACACGAAUCCGAGCAAGGAGAGGGAGAGUUACGUGGAGGGCAUUUUGGAGGAUUUGGAGCAGCUCGAGAUCGCGCCGGACGCGGUGAGUUACACGAGUGAUUACUUUCCCUUGAUUAUGAGCAAGUGCGAGGAGUUGAUUCGCCGAGGCCUGGCAUACUGCGACGGGACGCCCGUGGAGGAGAUGCGUCGCCAGAAGGCGCAGAGGGUGGAGUCCGGUUACAGGUCGAGCACAGUGGAACAGAAUUUGGCCAUUUGGGAGCAAAUGAAGCUCGGCACGCCGGAGGGCAGGAUGUACGUCGUUCGCGCCAAAAUUGACAUGAACUCGCUCAACGGGACGCUCAGAGACCCUUCUCUUUACCGCGUGAACGUGGACGUGCCGCACAUUCGAACUGGGCGUCAAUACAACGUCUAUCCGCUCUAUGAUUUUUCGUGUCCCAUAGUUGACUCCGUGGAGGGGGUCACGCACGUGUUGAGGUCGUCCGAGUUCCACGACCGCGACGAGCAGUACGCGUGGAUUCUCCGCGCGCUGGGCUACCCGCCCCUCUCGAUAGUCGAUUUUUCUCGCCUGAACUUCACGUACCAGCUCUUGUCCAAGCGCAAGCUCCAGUGGUUCGUGGACUCCGGGCGAGUCGACGGGUGGGACGACCCGAGAUUUCCGACUCUCCGCGGCCUCCACCGACGAGGACUCACCGUCCAGGCGCUCAAGCAGUUCAUCCUCACCCAGGGGGCCAGCAAGAACAUAAACCUCAUGGACAUGAGCAAGGUUUGGGCCAUCAAUCGCGCCGUCAUCGACCCCAUCGUUCCCCGAUACACGGCCGUAGCGAAACAAGGUGCGGUCCCCUUCGUCCUCGCCGACGGCCCCGCGCGCCUCUCCGGACUCACCAGGCCCCUUCACAAGAAGAACCCCUCUCUCGGCUCGAAGGUCAUCCACUGCUACAAGCGCGUGUGGAUCGAGGCCGAAGACGCCGCCCUCCUCUCCCCCGGCGAAGAAGUCACCUUCAUGGAUUGGGGCAACGCCUUCGCCUCCACCAUCCUAAAGGACCAGGACGGCCGCGUCGUCGAAAUACAAGGCCACCUCAACCUGCUCGGAGACUUCAAAAAGACAAAGCGCAAACUCACCUGGCUCGCCGACCUCGCCGACCUCCUCGUCGACGUACAACUCGUAGAGUACGACCACCUCAUUUGCAAGCCCUCUCUCUCGGAGUCCGACAACUUCGAAGACUUCCUCAACCCCGUCACCAUCUACCGCACGCCCUGCUACGGCGACCCGAACCUCCGCACUCUCCAAAAAGGACAAUCCAUCCAACUCGAAAGAAGGGGGUACUUCAUAUGCGAGAAGCCACUCCUCAGCCACUCGGGCACGCUCAUCCUCAUAUCCAUCCCCGACGGGUCUCAGUCCGGACCCUCCAUCCUGUCCCAUAAAGUCCAACUCAAGACCAAAUAA
Messenger RNA from Schistocerca gregaria, 1929 nucleotides. RefSeq lists its product as uncharacterized. Gene Ontology annotation, molecular function: glutamate-tRNA ligase activity; ATP binding. The record is from RefSeq and is a predicted model, not a curated record. Gene Ontology annotation, cellular component: cytoplasm; cytosol; methionyl glutamyl tRNA synthetase complex. The transcript has a single exon. Gene Ontology annotation, biological process: translation; glutamyl-tRNA aminoacylation. The coding region runs from base 1 to 1929 and encodes 642 amino acids. NCBI's taxonomy places the organism in Eukaryota, Metazoa, Arthropoda, Insecta, Orthoptera, Acrididae.